Messenger RNA from Amphiprion ocellaris (clown anemonefish), 2379 nucleotides. RefSeq names its product zinc finger protein ZFP2-like. NCBI's taxonomy places the organism in Eukaryota, Metazoa, Chordata, Actinopteri, Pomacentridae. The record is from RefSeq and is a predicted model, not a curated record. Gene Ontology annotation, molecular function: RNA polymerase II cis-regulatory region sequence-specific DNA binding; DNA-binding transcription factor activity, RNA polymerase II-specific. The transcript is spliced from 3 exons. Gene Ontology annotation, biological process: regulation of transcription by RNA polymerase II. Bases 125 to 2155 code for a protein of 676 amino acids.
GAAGUGAAGCCAAACCGUUGCUAACGUUAGCUCACUGAAACAACUGCUAACGUGUACUGAUGUGUGGAAGUUUUUACAGACAGUUAUUCUGUCUUAUCUCAGAUUAAUAUUUUAUCACUUAAAGAUGAGUUCAGUCCAGAAUCUGAGAGAGUUGAUCAACGAGCGACUAACUGCUGCUGCUGAAGAAAUAUUCACAGAGUUUGAGAAAACCAUCGUCCAGUACGAGGAGGAGAUCGAUCGUCAGCGCAGACUGCUGGAUAACAUCUGGAAACCUGAGAUAAAGUUACACACAACAGACCAUCUGCAGCAACAUGUCCAGGAGGAGAAUGUUCUUGCUGAGCAGAAUGUCUGCAACCAGGAGAGGAACUCCAGUGUGGACCAGGAGGGCCCAGAGCUUCCACAGAUGAAAGAGGAGCAGGAGGAACUGUGCACCAGUCAGGAGGGAGAGCAUCUUGUACUGAUGCAAGAGGCUGUUAUCCUGGUUCAGCACAACUCCAAAUGUGAAGAAAUAUCUGGAGAAAUAUUUGGACUUUCUGCUAAACGAUUCGGCCAAUUGGAUGAAGACAUCGAUUAUCGGCACAGGCAGGUGGAUAUGAUCUGGAAACCACGGAUAAUAUUACACAGAAUUGACCACCAACAUCAAGAUGUCUGUAAAGAGGGGAAUGGUCUUGCUAAUCAGCAGCUCUGUAACCAGGAGAAGAAGUUUCGUCUGGGCCAGAAAGAGGCAGACCCUCCAGAGAUAAAAGAGGAAGAGGAGGAACUCUGCACCAGUCAGCAGGGAAAGCAGAUUGUACUGAAGCAAGCAACUGAUACUUUUCUAUCGACUUCAACUGAUAUGGACAAUGACCUCAGUGAACUAGAACCAAACAGCAACCACCUCCUCUCUUACAAUUCACUAGUAACCGUGACCCCACAUCAGGAGGGAAGCGAGCAUGUAGACUCACGCUCAACUAGAAAUGCAGCGCUGAAGCCAAAGAGUCAUAGCAGUUGCAAUGUACCCAAGUCUUCAUUGUCAGAACAUCACUGUGGUAUUGGUACAAGUGAAAAAUCUAUCGGAUGUGAUGUUUUUGGAAACACCUUUCAGAAUAAGUACCAAAUCAAGAAACAUCACCAAAUCCACAAAAUUGUAAAACCAAAUGCUUGCAAUACACGCAGAAGAAGUUCACGGUCUCAGCAGAAAGUCCAUAUGAAAAUUCACAGCGGUGACAAGCUGCAUUCUUGUAAAACAUGUGGGAAACGUUUCAGUUGUGGUGGUCAUCUGACUGCCCACAUGAGAACUCACACAGGAGAGAAGCCAUAUUCUUGUGAAACGUGUGGGAAAAAUUUCUCUCAAUGUGGGCAGCUGACUGUCCACAUGAGAGUUCACACAGGAGAGAAGCCAUAUUCUUGUGAAACAUGUGGGAAAAAUUACUCUCAACGUGGGCAGCUGACUGUCCACAUGAGAACUCACACAGGUGAGAGGCCGUAUUCUUGUAAAACAUGUGGGAAAAACUUCAGUAAACGUUGCAAGCUGAUUUUCCACAUGAGAACUCACACAGGUGAGAAGCCAUUUUCUUGUGAAACAUGUGGGAAAAAUUUCACACAACGUGGGCCGCUGAAUGUCCACAUGAGAACUCACACAGGUGAGAGGCCAUAUUCUUGUGAAACAUGUGGGAAAAAUUUCACUCAACGUGGGCCGCUGACUGUCCACAUGAGAACUCACACAGGUGAGAGGCCGUAUUCUUGUGAAACAUGUGGGAAAGGUUUCAGUGAACGUGGUAAGCUUACUUUCCACAUGAGAACUCACACAGGUGAGAAGCCAUUUUCUUGUGAAACAUGUGGGAAAAAUUUCACUCAACGUGGGCUGCUGAAUGUCCACAUGAGAGUUCACACAGGUGAGAAGCCGUAUUCGUGUAAAACAUGUGGGAAAAAUUUCACUCAACGUGGGCCACUGACUGUCCACAUGAGAACUCACACAGGUGAGAGGCCGUAUUCUUGUGAAACAUGUGGGAAAAACUUCCGUGAACGUGGUAAGCUUACUCUCCACAUGAGAACUCACACAGGUGAGAAGCCGUAUUCUUGUGAAACAUGUGGGAAAAACUUCACUCAACGUGUGCAGCUGACUGUCCACAUGAGAACUCACACAGGUGAGAAGCCGUAUUCGUGUAAAACCUGAGGAAAAAGUUUCAUUCAUUGUCAUGAUUUGUUGUACCACGUGAGAACACACACAGGUGAGAGGCCGUAUUCUUGUGAAAAAUGUGGGAAACGUUUCAGUCAAGGCAGUCAUCUGAUUAGUCACAGGAGAACUCACACAGGUGAAAAGCUGUCGUCCUGGAACAACGGUGGGAACAAAGAUUAGUAGAACACGCAUUCAUUCACAUUGUUCGGGGUAAAAGUAGG